Molecule: messenger RNA, 1209 nt
Organism: Fonsecaea monophora
Lineage: Eukaryota; Fungi; Ascomycota; Eurotiomycetes; Chaetothyriales; Herpotrichiellaceae
Exons: 4
Coding region: 1-1209 (402 amino acids)
Cellular component (GO): fungal-type cell wall
Molecular function (GO): acid phosphatase activity
Source: RefSeq, a predicted model, not a curated record
AUGUUAUCACGGCAUGCUGAACGAUACCCCACAAAGGCUGCUGGCUCUCGCCACAUUGAUAUCCUCAGCCGACUUCAGGAUCCGUCGGUAAAUCUCACAGGAUCGCUAUCCUUCCUGAGAGAGUGGACCUACUUUACAGAUCUUUCGAUUCCUGUUUUCGGCAAUAUAACUGCAACUGGACCAUAUGCUGGAACAAGACAGGCCUCUAACACGGGAAGGAUCUUACGGCAACGGUACAAUCACCUUAUACCCGACGGCCGCAGGACAAACAUCUGGUCUUGCAGCUCUCCCCGGGACGUCGAGACCGCGGAGCAUUUCGCUAGUGGAUUCUUCGGCCCAGACUGGAAGUCCGAUGGUUCCGCGGAGCUGGUGAUAAUUCCGGAGGAUGGAGCUCGAGGCGCGAACACACUUACACCAGGAGACUCCUGUCUCAGCUACCGCGAGGACAAAAGGCACGGUCGCGGCCAUGGACACAUGAAACUGGCCGAGUGGCAGAGCACAUUCUCCCGACCCAUCGCCGAGAGACUCGCCAACGAUGCACAAGGAAUGGCAUUCAGCGCCCUCGACAUCUAUGGCAUGAUGGAAAUGUGCGGUUUCGAGAUCCUGGCGAGGGGAAAGAGCCCAUGGUGCGAUGUGUUCGAACAACAUGAGUGGCUCCAAUUUGAAUAUGCACGAGACUUGUUACACUACUAUCGUGCUGGCCCAGGCAACAAAUUUGGUGCAAUAAUGGGUUGGCUGUGGCUCAACGCGACUCAGCAACUCAUGUCCAAUCACUCGUCCAAAGACGUCUACUUCAGCUUUGUCCAUGACGGCGACAUUGUUCCUGCGUUGGCCGCGUUGGGCAUCUUUGAUGAAUCUUUGGACUUGGGUCAUCUACCUUCUGACAGGCUUGUGCCCGAGCGGAAGUGGAAGACCAGUGACGUGGUUCCAAUGGGGGGACGGUUGAUAUUCGAACGCAUAACCUGUGAGACAGAUGGAGAGAUGACCGCAACAGGGCGAAACCAUGCCGUACGGCUCUUCAUCAAUGACGGCCUGAUUGACUUGACCAGAUUUACCGACAUAGUCCCAUUCAGCCACGUAGAAGGCUCUGUCUCGUUGGAGAGCUUCCAAAACACUCUAUCCAACAGAGGAGCACAACUCGGGGAUUUCCGUCAAAUCUGCUCUUUGCCAGAAGACGCACCAGACCGGAUCGAUUUCUUGCAUCAAUAG